This is a messenger RNA of Spirodela intermedia, 8278 nucleotides long. The record is from the annotation of a GenBank genome assembly. NCBI's taxonomy places the organism in Eukaryota, Viridiplantae, Streptophyta, Magnoliopsida, Alismatales, Araceae.
AUGGUAUCAGAUAAGCUGAAAAUUGCCUCUUCUGAUUCCCCAUCUUGGCGGAUCCGAGGAUCAGCUAUUAUUACACAAAAAGAUCUGCUUUGCCGCUCUGUGGUUUGCAUUUUUUACCCUUUACCUUUUAAUCAAUUGGAUUCUGGUCUUCCACUCCUUACAAAGACACAGUGAAAAUUGCAAAAUUUCUUGCAUUUACAGAAAUAUAUCUUAAAUCAUACGUUUUGUUUGUGGGCGAACAUUCUAAAAUUAUUAAAAUGUUUAAUAUUGGCAACCAAUCGUCUUAAAUUCUAAUAAACUAAUGAAUGAAAAGAGGAGCCCGCUUGAUGGGUAGGAAUGAGUUGCGCUCUAGUUUUUCUGUUUAGAAUAGUUGUUGCUACUUUUUGUUAUAAUGUUCUGAUUAUCUUCUUUCCUGAAAAAAUAUAUGGUCUUUAACAGACGAGUGAGCAACUGUUGGUUAUUGUUGGAGGUGGUGCUGCUGGAGUAUAUGCUGCAAUUAGAUCAAAACAUGUUGCUCCCUCUCUGGACGUUCUUGUUAUCGAGAAGGGAAAGCCUUUAUCCAAGGUAAGUUAUAUGUUUCACAUCCUCUUUUAAAUUUGAACUAGUUCGGUUGUGGUAAUAUGCCUGAUUAUGAGAUGCAUUUACAUUUUCUUUUAAAUUCCUACAUCUUUAUUGCAAUGCAUUUGACCUAUCGUGAUAUUUAUUUUUUACAAUUUUCUUAUUCUCUGUCAUAAGAUGAUCACUUGGUUGAUUUCCAUCAUUAUUGAAAUGCUCUGUGUAGAAAACUGAGAGAAACCUCUGUCACGGAGGAUAGAGGGGAUAACGGCAGAAACCACCUCAAUUCCAUUCAACUAUUACACCCCUUAAGAUAGGGAGAAACCCUAGACAAUUUUCCAAAAACACCCUCAACUUAUUACACUAUUUCUCUACGACCUAGAACUUCCAACACUGUGCAAGAAAAAAUGCCCUUCUGAAUCAAUGUAACUUGUUUACGUGCUUCAUGUACAUUUCGUAGAGCCAACCCAGAGAGUGCUGUUUGUUCUGUUGACAUGCCUCGUUUUAGCCUUCUUGUCCUAGAGUCAAUCAUAACUUGCAACAAGGAUUUUUCAACCAUCUUUUAUGGAAAAAACAAUCGUCUAAUGGUUCUCAUAAAGUUGAGGAUUAUUGGAACAUCCAUAUGACUCUUACUGUGCUCUUCCUCACGCAAGUAUGAUCACAGUUUCUUGGAUUUUGAUAUAUUAAUAAUAUGGUAAGCCUAUAUUAUUAGUACAACCUGGUAAAAAUUUUCAGUUAUGUUUACUUCUCACAAUUGUGUAAAGCAACGGGAGCCUUUUGAAUUCUGUUUUAUUACAUUUUCUACUACCAUCCCUUGUAAGUUAAUGCUAUUCAGUGCACGAGGAUGUAAAAGCUAGCUUAAUCCUGAUAUGUCGUAUUAUACUUGUCUUUAAUUUGUACUAUAUAUCCAUGCUUACACCGUGUAAAUAGAUGCAUGUUGAAUAUCAGGGUUAUUAUUAGAAAGUGUAUUGAACAUGCUGCAUGAAAUGCUUCCAACAUGAUACAUUUCAGAAAGAUAUGUUAAUGUUAUUAUCUAGAAAUGGUAACUAACUGGCUCUUGAAUCUCCAUGGAGUCUUUUCAAUUCUAUUAUCCUGGACAUCAAAGUCAUGCGAAAUAAGUUAGAAGAAGAUCAUUCCCAAAUUAAACUUGCAAUUGUCUGUGUUUCUGGCACAUUUUUUAUGCGAACUCUUGCUAAUUUAUUUUUCGAAACAUUGUUAUUAAUGUUGUUAUUUUUUUAAUAAAAUCAAAUAUAGUGAAUGCAAUCUGCUUUCUUUCAAUAUGACGAUCCGCGGAAUAUUCUGACAUCUACAAUUGCAUCAUUUGCCAAACUAUUCGUUGUAGGUUAAAAUUUCAGGUGGAGGCCGUUGCAACGUGACAAAUGGCAGCUGUGUAGAGAAAAUGGUAUUAAUUAUUAUUUUUUAUAUUAAAAUUUUUUCUUUAGGUAUUCAGUACCAAAAUGGUUUCCUUGAUAGCACAAGAUUUAGUAGUUAUAUAAAAAUACUACAGCAAAAUGGUCUUCGGUUGCUUCUUUGAUCAGUAUGUUCUUUUUUUUAUUUUUACCCUCGUGAUACAAAAUUAAUGCAAUUCUUGCCAGUGCCACUGGACGUCUUCUCAGAGGUCAUGGUGAAGGCGUUUUGGUGGUUUAUUUGUUUCUUAUCUUUUUGUAGCAUCAUACAUGCAACUACUAAGCUGAUAGCGUGACUGUUCACCAACCUUUUAGUCAAACAUCAGAAAGGUUUUCCUAAUUGGUUUGUCAUCUUGAUUUUUCUUCUGAGCCUCCUGCAUUCUAAUCUUAAACACAACAUCAUUUCAAACUCCCACCAUCAGUCAGAUCCUCACGUUAAACUCCUGCUCAUGCAAUUCACAUAAAACUACCUCAGUAACAGUCCCAUGCGGCUGUUGAUCUUUGCCACAAACUCCGAGUAGCGUAGCUGAUUGAUGCCUCGUUUAAAGUUUAUCCCCUUUUUGCUCUUGUUUCUUUCAUUUGCGCCACAGUUUUAUUUGCUUUAUACCUCAUCUCGUGGUCAUCCUUCUAAGUUUCUUGGUUGGAAAAGUCUAAAUAUAUACUCUGGUUCGUAUAACUAGUUUCCUUCAGUUCGGAGCCCAAAGAAUUGUCUUCUGAAAUCAGCUGCCUUAGGUUUUAAUAGAAUGAAAGAACAUGCUGGACUGAAGUUUGCUACUUGUCUUUUUUUGGGCCAUCAAUGAUUGCUGCGAUGCUAUUUGCUUCUUUCCUUAUAUGGUCCUCAUGCUUCAUGUUGUAUCCUCCCUAUGCAACUUAAUGUACUUCCCAAAUAUAAUUACUAUUUUAAUUAUCAUUUAGGAAAAAUCAGUAAAAAUAUAAUAGAAUUUUGUUGUGUUUAGUUCUGAUUAUGUUUUCGCAUACUUUUUGGCUGCUUUCAAACUGAAACUAAACUAGUUUUCUAUAUAUGAGUGAUAAAUGCAGACCCUUGUAGAAAACUAUCCAAGAGGAAGCAAAGAACUGCGAGGGUCCUUUUUUGAUGUUCAUGGACCAUUGGACACCAUAUCCUGGUUUUCUCAACAUGGUGUGGAACUCAAGGUCUCUGAUGACAGAAUAUAAACGCUGAACCGUCUUCUGAUCGGCUAUACUGUCUAAUUGUGUACGACAAAGUUCCUUCUAAUGAUCUGAGAUGCUAUGCUUUCUUUUGCAGACAGAGGAAGAUGGCAGGGUUUUUCCUGUUAGCAAUAGCUCAUCGACAGUAAUUGACUGCCUUCUGCAUGAAGCGAAGAGGAAAGGAGGUAUGAUUUGUUGGUUUGUUGAUAUUGUGGUUCUGUACUUCCAAUUUCAUCUUCAAUCGGCACUGUGGAAGCUACUUCUUGCUUUGGUUUUUGGGAAGUGUUUUCCAAGCUAAAUGAUAUGGAUCUUCGGAUGAACUUCAGAGAAUUGGUUUGUGACAUAAACAUAAUUAAAUGGGCUAGUAUACAAAGUCGAAGCUUUCAAAUCUCAGUGAUGAGCGCUAGGCUCUCUUUCCAAUUAGAGUAUUUAAUUCAUCCCAUCUAUCAUGUGGCACAUAUAAUAUUGGCCCUUUUUAUCAAACUCCUUACCAUAAUAUUUUUCCUUGGAGAUCCUGAGGUUGACUUCAAGUUUCAAUGAAAAGUAUGAGAAGUUUUCCUUUGCUUGUACCCUGCAAGAGUAGUUCACUCAGGAGUCCUUGACUUUGACUUUGACUUUGAUGUGCCCUUGAGAAGAGAACAUGGUUGUAAACAUCUCUAGAGAUUUGAUAUUAACCUUUUGGUAUAUGCCAAUUGCCCGAGAGGUGAUUUCCGGGUUAAUUUCUGGUAGAUGCUACUACAUACCUUCUGGUGUAUAGUGGCACCAGUUUGGUAAGAUUUCCAGGAUAUUCUCAACUGCCUUAGUUAUCCAUUUCAAAUUCUGCUUCUCAAUAGUGCACAAUAAAGGACGGAGGAAAUCUUUUUCUAGAGACCAAUGCAUUUUCCUUGUAUUCGUUGUGAAAUAAUCGCUUUUUGACCUUUACGAGAGUUUACUCCACAACUUGAAGCCCUAAAAACUCUUUUGACAAAAUCACUUGACAAGUCUUAUCUUUGGCCACCGCCUAAUCAAUGUAACAUUCCGCUUCGUCAAAUAUUUUACUAUUGAGUGACAUGUAAGGUUUUGGUAUGUUCUGUCCAGCAGAUAUGUUUUUAUCACCCAAGGGAACCUUAGGUGACAGAAAGGUUGUAUGGUUCAUCUGCCUAUGCCAUUCAAUGGUAUUGCAACCCAAGAAACCUCGGCAACAGUAGAUCUUCUUCAUCACUCGUAAUAUCAACCAGGGCUUGUGUGAUGGAGUCUGGAAAAUCAUAUUUACAGCAGACGUUAUUCAGAUCUUUGGUAUCCAUUAAUACUAAUUUGAUUAAUUUUCUUUUUCUUGGAACUAAAUAAUCCAGUUGGGUAAGCAUUUGGAUAAUCUAAAUUCCCACCAUUACAUAUUGACUGAAACAUUGCCAAAGCUCAUAAAGCCAACGUUGGACAGUCUAUUAAAUGAGGGAUUACUCAUGGUGAACAGAAAAUGUUGGAUUCAAGUUAACCUUCAAUAAGAAUAAUGAUCUUGUGCGUGCAUAAGGGGAUUACAUGGGGAGCAGAAGGUGUUUUGAUUGUUUUCCUAUGUUUUCAUGUCCUGCUCCUGUUUGCCAUCGUUUUGAAACAUUUUCUUUUGCUUGAGAAUUUAUUGGGUCACAAUUAUUAAAAAUGAAAAAUAUGACAUAGCGUCUCUUUUGAUCUUGAAUUCGUAUGAAGUUAAGCUCGUACUGUUAUGAUUCAUGUUUAAUUUAUGUCAUUCUAAAACCUGGUUUGCUGAAGUAUAAUCUUAUUUUGUAGUUACAUUGCAGAUAGGCAAAGUUGUUACAAAAGCAUCAGUUGAUGCCAACGGAAAAUUUCUUCUUCAAGUGGAGAAGCGUUCUAUUGAUUCUGUUGAAUAUGUCGAGGCAGACUUUCUAUUGAUUGCUACAGGGAGCAGUCGUCAGGUCUGCAAGCAGUCCAAUGUUUUACAUACAUUUCCCAGACUUUCUGUACGUAACAUUUUCCUUAUUUUGGUUUUAGGGUUACACAAUUGCCAUCCAGCUUGGGCACUCCAUAAUAGAUCCUGCGCCUAGUUUAUUCACGUUCAAAAUAGCUGAUGCACAGUUGGCAGAUCUUUCUGGGGUGACAUUCUCAAUCAUUUACCAUGUCUUCUUAUAUAUUCCUUCAUCUAAGAUCGAAUUUUAUCGUGGUAAUGCUGGAGUUGUAAUUCAAGAUUAGGUGCUAUGAUGGGGGGAGAAAGGAUCCAAAGUUAGAUCUUCUAGUUUCUAAUGUUAGCCUGUGGCUCAACUCCUAUUCCUAAUCCAAAAGGAUGAGAGUCAAAGGCAAUAAUUGGGCAUAGAGUGAAUAUCACUUGUCAUCACUCUCCCUAAACUCUUCGAGUACUACUGCUGUGCCAGGGGUACUCUUUUCUUGGUCGUAGCUGAUAUUAAGGUCCUCGAAUUUUCAAUAUCCAAGGGAAUGAUGAGGACGGGACAUCAGCAUUAUGUUUUGUAGGGAAAAUUUUACCUCACAGUUCCAAGCAAGAGUGAUACUGCUUCUACCACAGCAGAAAUGAACAGCCCUGUCAGGAACAAAACCCACUUCAAACUGCUUGAGGAGAUGGUGAUGCCCUCAUCAACGAGAGCAGUGAGACUGAAUCUGUACCCUAAACGAGCAACUCUGAAGGUGUCCUCACCUCUGCAUAUUGGCUACCUCAUGCCUAACGCUGGCUGCAACGGCUGUAGGACGAUUUCUAAUUUUCUAUUCCAUUGAUCUACGAGAAUAGCAGCAUCAUUCUAUCUCUCUUGAAAAAUGUCUAAGAUCUUCUUCCCUUUCUUUAAUGGAAAAUGGUAUGCACUUCUUUUAGCUUCAAUCAAAAUUUUAGCUACCACUGGGAAGUUGGAUUCCCUACUAAAAUUAUGCUCAUUUCUCUUUAUUAUAAUUUUUCUCUCAGCUAACUGAUUUGCUUUAACGACUUUCAGGUUACAUUCCCAAGAGUCAAAGCGAAGCUAAAAUUACAAAACAGCAGCAGGACUAUACCUCAGUUCAGCCAGGUUUUUUUCUCAUUUUCUGAGUUAAUUUAAUCUAAUAUAUUUGUGACUGAUGUUUCCAUAGCUUUAGGUUGGGCCGAUGUUAGUGACACACUGGGGACUUAGUGGUCCUGUGAUUCUGCGACUGUCUGCUUGGGGAGCACGUGAUUUAGCUGAAUCUGAUUACAAAGGUGGAUGCUCUAUCCAAAUAAUGUGCAUGUGCCAAGUGGUCCGUUCUAGGUUCAUAGUUGAAAAGUGUUUCUUGAUUGGGAUGGAGUUUUGGCUCAAUAUGUUCGUGAUUGUUGCUUCUUUUCAUAGUCCAUAAACGGGCGUCUAUUGUUUGUCGAAUCCCUUCGAUAUCUUACGGAUAUUUAUUGAAUGGUGCUUUUGGACUGAGUUUUCCCAUUUGCUCAUAACGUUUGUUUUCCUAUUUUUUACUGCUUUUUAAAACAGAUGUUAUCUUUACAAGGCAAUUGUACCAGUUUGCUCUCUUCAGUAUCCCCGUUUUGAUAAGGUUUUUUGGUUGUAAGUGCAGGAACUCUUUUUGUUGAUUUUGUUCCUGACAUCCACAUUGAAGAUGUGAAACACACUCUCAUUCAACACAAAGAGAAGCUAGCGGUUGGUUCCUCUGCUCUUCGGUUUUUUUUGUUUAAUUUCGCUUGCAAAAGACUUUAAAAGAUCUUCCUCAUCCAGUAUUUCAUUAUUGACUGGCCAUUAUAGAUCCCAAUACAUCUCUUUUACUAGUCAUCAACAACCGUUGCUUUUGUGAGGCUGAUUUCAACCAAACAUGGUGUUUUCACCUCCCUUAUCUAUUUUAAUCUCAAUUUUUCUUAGCAAAGUAGACCAUCAAAGUCACACCCGAAUUGAUCAUGAGCAGAGCGUAGUCACAUAUUUCAAACCCAAGAAUUUUGCCAUUUUAACCACAAUAUUUUGCUGGUCCCGUUCCAUGUGGUAGAAUUUCAGUGUAUGUACUCGACUUUUAUUGAAAUGAAUGAGCCAUCUAGCUUAAACCCAAUUGAGAUACUAUCUUUAUCUGAAAAAUUUGCCCAUUUCUUCAAUUUCCUAAAAUGGCGCAGAAGCAGAAGAUGAUUAAUUCCCUUCCAUUAAGAUUCGGCCUCGUAAGGAGAUUCUGGAGAUAUCUGCUUGAACGCGAGGUGAGAAAAUCCGUGGAGACUUUGGAGACGCUUGCUCAUACAUAUUUACUGUUCAACAUCUGAUGGCGGUAGGAAUCUGCACUCCAGGGUCUUGAUGGAGAGAUCUUGUGGUCUUCCUUCUCAAACAGCUCUUUGCAUUCGUUAGCGCUUCUUCUGAAGCAAUGCACAUUUCCUAUUGUGGGAAAGGUAUGCAAAUCUAUCUGCCAUUCUUUUAUAGACUCUUUCUCGAAUGUUGAUUACUGUUCUUGCUUUCUGAUGAAGGGGCAAUUCAAGGAUGAGUUCGUCACUGCCGGAGGAGUUCCACUUUCAGAGGUUUGCAUCUGUUUAUCGAGCAUUAGGUUGAAAACGCUUUCAAUUUCUCUACUCCAGACUUGAUUUUUAUUUCAUUAUUUUCUGAAGAUUUCGCUCAGCACAAUGGAGAGCCGAUUACAACCUCGCCUAUUUUUCGCGGGAGAGGUGAUGGAUGGGUGAAUUUUUUUCUUUUUUUUUCCCUUUCCUGAUCAGAAAAGGAAAAAAUUCUAAUUAUUAGAAAUUUUGAUUAAUACCAGGUAUUAAAUGUUGAUGGAGUUACGGGUGGUUUCAACUUCCAGGUAAAUCUUGUAGUAAUCUAUUUCUUCAUCGAUAUCCAGGUCAAAUAAACUUGAUUUAUGUAAAAUUGUUCAGCCAAAUGGGUUCAUUAGUAUGCAUAUUCAAUUUUGAGGAAAAUAUCCUUAGAACUUACCAGUAAUAUGCCAUCAUGAACAUUAUUUAUAUAACCUCUAUUACAUGAUCUUGGGACUUUUAGCUAAUCUGGGUCUUCUGUAUAAUCCUGAAAAAAUUCCCAAUUUGGUGUAGUAUGCAAUCAUGAAGAUAUUGUGUGAUAUUAGGGCUCUUCACAGUUGCCAAAUCUGGAGUAAGUGAUCCUUCUCCUGCUCACCGAGGUUGCCACCUUCUUGUGCCUCUGUAGAACGCUUGGUCUGGAGGGUACAUUGCAGGGACGAGCAUCGGCCUGGCAUCAAUCGCCUCUGCCAAGAUUCCAACAUGA